Molecule: messenger RNA, 6037 nt
Organism: Xiphophorus hellerii (green swordtail)
Lineage: Eukaryota; Metazoa; Chordata; Actinopteri; Cyprinodontiformes; Poeciliidae
Gene: ppp1r37
Product: protein phosphatase 1, regulatory subunit 37
Exons: 13
Coding region: 990-4283 (1097 amino acids)
Molecular function (GO): protein binding
Source: RefSeq, a predicted model, not a curated record
UGACGUAUGACGAGUGCGCAACAAACAGUUGUUGGACUUCAACAGGCUAGCGAAGGAGAACGUUGGACAAAAAAAAAAACAAAAAAAAAACCCAGGCUCAGCUGACUCCUCCCGGUGCCGGAGAUACAGCCGAGAGCCAAAUGGUGGGAAUAUCGUAGCCGUAGUCCUCCGACCGUAAGCACCGGUAGUCCCGGUGCGUUUCCUGAGCGCUGAGCUUAGCCACCGAGGCAUGUUCAUUGCUCGGAGUGUGACGCCUGUUUUUUUCCGCCGCCGCUGGCUGAGGGCUGUGAUGCGAGAAGGGAGAGUUGCGCCACGACAGAGGGUGAGACCAAGAUCUAGAGCGGAGGGAAUAUAUUUCGUCUUCUUGUCACGGAAGAAUGAACUUGGAGAAACUGUCGGGUUGGUGUAAAGAAGCAGGCAUGCUACCCUACUCGGGCCUGGGCGUCAUUGUUGGACAACUUUAGCAAGCUAGCAACGCGUUAGCUCGCUUUAAUUCACGUUGAUGAUUUGGCUCCUUAAGCUCCCUGAGCGACCUGUUCGUUUUAGUAGAGUGGCCUGGCCCCGUUUGUUCCUGCCAGUAAUAUGCUGACUACCAGGGAGACAUUAUUCGCCCCCUAAACGAAGCAAUAAGAUAGGACUGCCAGAAAUUUAGCGCUUACCUGUGCGUUCAUAGUUAGGCUUUAUAGUUUGGUUUAUGAACAAGUGCAGGCAACAGUAGCGUUUUCUUGUUAAAUGACAUUUCAACAAAAUUGCACUUUAUUUAGUUGGUUUCUGACAACAUUUGACGGUUGUUUGUUGAAGUAUAUUAUUUUCACAUCGAAAACAAAAUAAAAGCAUAGAAAGAUGGAUGUUUCUCACACGCUUGAAUGACCAAAAAACGGGGACUCAUCAGCUUUAAAGUUAGAGAGAGGAGCUUGUCUGUUCCAGGUGGUCACUGUCUUACCUGCUGACCAUACGGUGUGCAACAGUUUGCGAGCUGAAAUGUAAACAUGAAUUUCGAAGAGCAGUGUCUAGAUUUGUGUAAUGUCAAGACAAAGGCCAACGUGGACGAUGAUCAUAACACUACCAACAACACAGAAGCGGUCACCCCUCGUAUUUCUGAACUGAUGACAGACAGUGACUUAGAGAAACAAACCAGUGUUCCCACAGAGGCCUCUGAAACCUACCUUAUGCCUCAGCUCACUGACAAUCUCCAGACAACUGAGGAGGACAACCAAGACACACUGGAAAUUGAUGAAGUCAAUGGAAAUAAAAAGAGCUGUGCCCAGGACACCCCUGCUGUAGAUAAUCCCACUGACUUGAUCUCGUCUAACGAUGAGCAGCACAAGAUUGUUAUAGAGGAGGAGGAGGUGAACAUGAAGGAGGACAAGGACAGCAACUCUGCACAAGCUGUUGUGGAGGCAGGGGACGAUGGCGUGGACAUGGACAUCGGGGUGGAUCUGAGUCUGGACGAGAGCGGGGUGCUGGAGGCCGAGUCUGCGAACGCCACGUCGAUCUCAGACAACGCUUUGAACUCCAAGUCCAGUCCUCAGUACGUCCCAGCCGGCAGGACAGCAGAAGGCCAGGCAAAUGCAAUCCAGACGUGCAGCACCGAGGCGUCUGCCGCUGAUCAAGCGGGACUGUAUCCCUUGGUGGAGGAGGGGGAAGAGAAACGCAAACAGAGUGGAAAACGGGUGACAUUUCCUUCAGACGACGACAUUGUUUCUGGAGCGGUGGAGCCGAAGGACCCCUGGAGACAUGCUCAGAAUGUGACGGUGGAGGAGAUCCUCUCUUCCUACAAACAGGCCUGUCAGAAACUCAACUGUAAACCUAUCCCCAAAGUUCUCAAACAAAUACAGGAACUGAAAGACCUGACUCAGCGAAAUGAAUGCUUGGAUCUGAAGGGUGAGAAGCUGGACUACAAAACGUGCGAGUCUCUGGAGGAGAUUCUGAAGAGAGUCCAGUUUAAAGUGAUAGACCUGGAGCAGACCAACCUGGAUGAAGAUGGUGCGUCGGCUCUCUUUGACAUGAUCGAGUACUACGAAUCAGCCACACAUCUCAACAUCUCCUUCAACAAGCAUAUCGGCACACGGGGAUGGCAGGCCGCCGCUCACAUGAUGAGAAAGACAAGCUCCCUUCAGUAUCUGGAGGCCCGUAACACUCCUCUGCUGGACCACUCGGCUCCGUUUGUAGCCCGGGCGCUCAGGAUCAGUGGCAGCUUGGCAGUCCUCCACCUGGAGAACGCUGGACUCUCUGGCAGGCCGCUCAUGUUACUAGCCACGGCGCUGAAGAUGAACAUGAACCUUCGAGAGCUGUACCUGGCAGACAACAAGCUCAACGGCCUGCAGGACUCGGCUCAGCUCGGAAACCUGCUCAAGUUCAACUACAACAUCCAGAUUCUGGACCUGCGCAAUAACCACAUCCUAGACUCAGGUCUGGCCUACCUGUGUGAAGGACUAAAGGAGCAAAGGAAAGGUCUCGUCACUUUGGUGCUAUGGAACAACCAGCUAACACACAAUGGCAUGGGCUACCUCGCUGCUGCACUGCCGUGCACCCAGAGUCUGGAGACUCUGAACCUCGGCCACAAUUCGGUGGGCAACGAAGGAGUCCACAAGCUGAAGGACGGACUGAUCGCCAACCGCUCUGUGCUCAGGCUGGGACUGGCUUCCACCAAGCUGUCCUGUGAAGGAGCUGUCGCUGUGGCCGAGUUCAUCGCAGAGAGCCCCAGAUUGCUGCGUCUGGACCUUCGGGAGAAUGAGAUCAAGACCGGAGGCCUGAUGGCGCUGUCGCUCGCGCUGAAGGUCAACAACUCGCUGCUGCGCCUCGACCUGGACCGAGAACCCAAGAAAGAAAGUGUUAAGAGCUUCAUCGAGACGCAGCGCGCCCUGCUGACCGAAAUCCAGAACGGCUGUAAGAGAAACUUCAUCCUUGCGAAGGAAAAGGAGGAAACCGAGGAGAAGAUGAAGCUGUCGGCCUCCAUGGCUGAAAUUGCCACAGAGGACGGAACGAGGGAGGAAGAGGAAGACGUACCGGCUUCAGCUGAGAGAAAGGAAGGAGAGGAGGAAAGCGAACCGACUGAAAACGCGCCACAAACAGACAGCCGGUCAGAAACGAGCCCCGAUACGACCGCUCCUCCUGAAAAUCUGGACUCUGACUCGGACACCGAGGAUGAGGAUGAGGGAGAGGUGGUGACCAAGUCUUCUCCCAUUGUGUCGAACCAGGCUGCUCCCGUCAGUCAGCCCCCCCUUAGUGCCUCACGUACCCCCUCGCCCCACUCUGCCUCGCCUACAAGAGCACCAGCUUUGAUUACGGGAAUAACGGUCACAGAAUCUACGGUCCCGGCGCCUCCGGGGACGCCGCCCUCGCCUGGCCGCUGCAUCUCCGUGUCGAGUCCCGGAAGGGGCCACAAGAUAUUUAUGGUGACGCGGGUGGAGAGCCCACCGGAGCAACUGCAGAAAGCUGCAGCUCCCUGCCCACCGAAAUACUCGACGACAGUAACACCCGCACAAACACAACUGACACCGGAGGGCGCCAACGGGAGCCCGCCUGCUCCGUCUACAGACAACAAAACGACAGAGGAGACCCCCGGCGAGAGACUAGGAGCUGACAGUCCCAAACCAGACCCGCUGUCGUCAGAGGACGCGAAAGCCAGAACUUUAGAUCCAGCAGGAUUGACGGAUCCAAGUCAGCCAACACCAGCAUUGCCUUCCAACUCCUCUCCUCUGCCAGAUGUGGCUUUGAAGCCAACGAGCCCCCCGGACGGCCCCCCUCAGGAUCCCACCGCCACAGAGGGAAGCAAUAAAGCAGAGGAACACGAGGGAAAGCUACAAGAUGGCGGGCAGGGACCCUCCACAAAUGAACUAGCUCAGCCGACACCUGCGCAGGAAGAGCUAAACACUGACCAGACAGCAGGACCAGGAGAGUCCCCUCCCCCUAACCCAACGGACGACGAGCCAAGCCGAGAGGAAAUGAGUCCAGACCCGGUCCAGACCAGCCAGCAGGCUCCAUCGUCCUCCAAUCCGCCUGAAGACGGCACUGACGUGAAUCCAGGCUCACAAGUUAAAGAUCAAGAGUCGAGUGACGAGAACUCGGCCGAUGAGUGUUUUGUGGAGGCGCUGGACGGAGAGGUGGUCGCUUCAGCUCUGCCCAACGGCCUGAAGACGGAGUUCUCCCUCCACCUGCUGGACGGCGAAACCCCGAAGCCCGGCAGCUGUGUGAUGGAGCACGUUAGUUCCAGCUGUGCACUGGAGCUAGAGGAGCUGCUGCUGGAGGCCAGCAUGGACAACGGGAGAGACGCAGCGUAAACUGGGACUGCGAGGACAGGUGGAAGCAACACUAAGACGAUUCGUCAAGCUCUGCAACACGACCGGCUGCCCCACAAUAUUUUUGUCGUUUCUUCACGUUAUCCAACAACAAACAACGCUUCCUGUAAAGGACGGAUGACGCAGUGUUGAGGUCAAAAGCUCCUAACAUGAAAAUACAAAGAGGACAGUAUCACCCGGAGCUCAACGUGCGACACAUAGGAAGUCUUCUACAUCCAUAGCUACAUCACCCACAUGAAAGUUGGGGGAGGUGUAGGGAUCCCCCCGCUGUUUUCACUACAUUUUCCCGUUCUGUGACAUUUCCGUGAACCUCGAAGAGUCGCAGACUGAUCAGGGACGGAGGAGCGGACGGUAAAACACUAACCAAAGACCUUUCUGACAGCCCUUACUCGCUUCUCCGUAGAUUGUCGUCGGGCAAAUCGAUUCAGUUUUUCAUGACUCAAGACGUAAGGGUGACGACGAGAAACACAGUGGCCCCCUGCUGAGCAGACCUGCUGGCUUUAAAACACUCGAGGUUGGGAGUAAGUUGCUGUUAAAGGCUUUUGUAUCCAAGAAACCUGAGGAUGUUUAUCCAUCUGUGUAAAUGUAAACAUUGCGUGUGUCUCCUGGUCUUCUCUCUCUCUUUCUCUCUUGCUCCCCACCAGAAAUAAAACUCUAAGGGACCUCUGCCAAAGUGACUUUUUUUUUCCUGUGUUUUCUCAUCUUCUGCUCUGUUUGGCCCCUCAGGAAUCCGCGUUCUCUUACUUGCUGUCCAGACCCGACACGGAGAACAUUAAAACACACGUUUUGCACGAUUGAAACCUCCGUUUUAUGUUUGGCAGAAGGAAUAUAAUCCCAAAUUACAGAAUUGCACAAAUCAUAACUCAGAACUUAUGUCAAUUUAAAGAGUAGUCAGAUUAGAUAUGUUUUUUUUUUUUGUUUUGUUUUUAUUCCCCUGAGUUUAUUUAGCUCCAAACUCCUCGCACCUUCUUCUGUUUCCCUUAGUUUUUCACUUUUUACUCAACUCUCACCCAUUCAGCUGCUUUGAGAAAUGACUUAUUUUUGUAUUUUUGGACAUCUUUUUGGUUUAAAAUGUUUCCAUCUCCAUCUGCUGGUGUUAUCCAAGGGGUUGCUUUUGAAGCCGAUGCCCUUUUUGAUGUACAUUUCAUAUGCAAACUAGAGAAAAUAUUUAGAUUAAAGGACGUUUUUUUGGGACGGGAUAAUCUAUUAUAGGAGUAAAUGGUGGGUUUAGUUGAAUGGUUGACUACUGGGGUGCAGAAAGCUGUAAACAUGUCGAGGCUCUUGUUCUGCAGCAGCCCUGCAAAGCGGAUCAUUGGCCACAAGGGGGCGUUGAUGGCUGUUUUUUUCUUUCAUUCGGACUUGAAGAAGAAUUAUGAGCUCAACAGCUAAAUAUUUUUAGAUCAAGACAAAAGACUUAAACAUUAAAACAUCCAUUUAAUGUUUCUGUGAAGAGGUCCAGUUCUCUCUUCACGUUUUGCUUUUGGUUCCCCUGCAGCAGAAACAGGAAGGUUGUGUUUUCUUUUCUCCUCCGUGGAAACAGCAAUCCAUCCCACAGCGAUUCUCCACCUAAAUGGUAGUUUUCCCCGCACCCUGCCACCCACACUGUUUGUAAUGCUUUAAUUUUUAGAAAUUUUUAAUAAUAAUUUGUUAACUUAAUUGAAAUGUGCUGGUAAUCGCGAAGAUAUGUAUGGCGAAAUUUGUUUCUCUCCAAUAAAUGCAUGUAAUGAUUAAUGAAA